Molecule: messenger RNA, 7265 nt
Organism: Rhizophagus irregularis DAOM 181602=DAOM 197198
Lineage: Eukaryota; Fungi; Glomeromycota; Glomeromycetes; Glomerales; Glomeraceae
Source: RefSeq, a predicted model, not a curated record
UAAUAAUUCACUAUUCUCUCAGUUUGGAAAUAGAAAGCAAUUUAAAAUUUCUUUUUAUCAAGCAUUUUAAAGAGACAAAAAAAAAAAAAAAAAAAAAAUUUAUUACGUUAAAUUAUAACCUAGUUCUUAUGGAUGCAACAUCUUUAAUUAAACUUCUGGAUGAUGAUGAUGAUAAAAAUGAUGAUGACAAAAAGAAUGAUGAUGACAAGAAGAAUGAUGAUGGAAAGAAAUGGAAUGACCUGUUGAAACGAUGUCUCAAUCAAUCGAAUCAAUCGGAUUCGGUGGAUGAGUUCAUUACCGAAUUAUCAAACUCUUUUGACAAAUACCUACCGAAACUUCAAGCGUUUACUUCCCACCUCUGCGAUAAAUAUUUACAGGUCGUUACAAAUGUCAAUUUGAAACGGAAUAUCUUACUUGCUAAAUUCAUCUCACGUUUAAUCACCGAUGUAAUCAAGGAAAACCUGCACAAAUCUUACAUUUUUGGCUUUAAUGAGCUCCUUCACAACUGUGUUGAACUUCUCUGGUGGGCUGGUAUUAAAGAAAAUAAUAAACCGAAUUCAGUCUUUAAUACAAUUAAAAACAUCUUUAGUGCAAUCAUGCAUGCUAAUAUUCUGGAAGUUUUGAUAUCAGAAUUGUAUGGUUAUCAUUGCCUUAAACGUAUACUGUUUGACUUCAACCUGAUUAAACACAUUGAGCAGGUAGAGUUGCUCAAGGCGGUAGAUAUAGUUGCUGAUCUUGUGGAAAAAUGUCCUGAGCAUGUAAAUAACUUAUCGUUGUCAGAAGGUUUUUCUGUAUACAAAGCUUGCACUGCACUAUUGAGAACUCUAAGAGAUUACGAGAGCGUUGAUAAUAAGGAGCAACAUUGGCAUAGGAGGCAAACUGUCGGUAAAAACAGCUUGUUUCCUUUAUCUAUUAAAGAUGAACAGCAUCUCACAUUAUUGGGGAUGAAGAUGCCUCAAAAGCUUUCAGAUUUACCUCACUUUUCACGAGCUCUUGAGCAACGAAAGAUAGAUUCAUUUGAGAAUUUAAUGGAACUUUUUCCAUGUAUAAGUUGCCAAAGGCAGGCGCUUAAUUAUGUUUUUCCUGAUGAAUACAUUUUGGAAGACGAGUCAGCACCAUCAAGAUGCUUUCACCUUCCAUUUGAAUUUAAUGAAGAUGAUAAGCUCGGACCUUGGGAUAUCUUGCUUAGCGAAGACGCAAUUAAAGACCUGCAACAUUUGGAAUCAAGACCUGAUGUGAUUAGGUUGAUUAUGCAAAAACUUGGACAGAUAUCUUCUGGAGCAUGGGACAGACAUAAGUUGCGAUGUAACGCAAUGCAAACUAGUGCUAUUCCGGUUUAUGAGAUAGUACUUCCCGAUAAUGGUCUAAAGAUUCUUUGGCAGAUUGAUUAUGGAUUUACUAUUCGUAGCAAUUCACUUACGCAGCUUGUCAGGAUUUGGGCUGUCACCGAUAAUAAGGAACAAAUAGACCAAGUAUUAAAUGACCUUUCAAUAGUUCAUCAAGUUUAUACUUCAAAGCAGAGACAUUGGUGUAUGGAACAAAGAGCUAAAAAUAAUUUAGUUUUACCAAAAAUCCUUGGAGAUGGAGAAGAUACGGGAUCUUCUGAAGACAGGGUAUAUGCCUCAAGAACGGAAGAUGAGUUGUUAAUGAUUCAUAAAAAGCUUGUUACAAAUAAAUUUGUUCCAUUAUCAACGAACUUGUAUAAGUCACUAGUCUUGGGUGGUCUUAGAUUUACCUUUCAAGUAUCUAAGAGAGAGUAUGAAAUUAUUAAUUGUCCUACAUCAGCGAUCGUUGUUGGUCGAUCAGGGACUGGUAAGACUACAUGUAUUGUGUUUAGGCAAAUCGCUUCAUACCUAAAUAGCCAAAUCUACGAAAACCCAUCUUUAUGUGGCAAUAACAGAAAUUUUUACAAAAGACAGAUAUUUAUUACAGUGAGCUAUAAUUUGCGUCACCACGUAAAGAAAUAUUUUGACAGGUUGUUAGAAUCUGCUGAACUUGCUGGAAAACAGAUAACUAAGGCGGAGUUUCGUAAAUAUAGAGAGAAGAAAGAGAGGGGCGAAUGUGUUUCCACUUUAACAAUGCGCGAAGAGAGAGAUGAGGAAAAGGAGUUAAAAGAAAUUCCAAACACGUUUAAUUAUCUGCAGCUGACAGAUGACAAAUUUCCUUUGUUUAUUACUUUUGACAAAUUUUUUGAAAUGCUUCAAGGAACUUAUGGUAUCAAAAAUCAGGACUUUAUAAUACAAAAAAAAUUGAAUGCAGAUAAUAUCGAUUUAUAUGACAAGGAUAAAGAAAGAUUUAACCGAAUAACAAAAGACACAGAAGAAAUUUUCGUGAGUUAUGAUAGAUUUCGGAAAAAAUAUUGGCCAUCUCUUAAUGAUUACAGUAAGAAAAAAUUUGAUUGUGAGUUGGUUUACUCUGAAUUUUCUAUUAUUAAGGGUACAAAUCCUGAAGUGGAUUUCUUAUCAAGAGAGGAUUAUAUAGACGUCAGUAUCAAAAAGUAUCCAGCAUUUUGCUAUAACCGUGAUGAGAUUUAUGAUUUAUUUCAGCAUUAUGAAAAGAUGAAGGCGCAAAGGCAUGAAUAUGAUUCGAUGGAUCGAACGUUGGCCAUCUUUCGUCGCGCCAAAAAAAAAGCACUGGGUAGUUUACAUAUACAUGAAGUAUAUAUUGAUGAAUGUCAAGAUAAUCAUAUUAUGGAUUUAGCCCUUAUCCUAAAGGUUUUUGACCGUACUAGUAGCAUUUUUUUUGCAGGAGAUAUAGCACAAUGUAUUGCUAAAGGGUCUUCUUUCCGAUUUCAAGAUUUACAAGCCUUAAUGUAUCAAUGGGAACUUACUCGGAAAAAUGACAAUAUUUUAAAACCAAAAUUAUUUGAUCUGAAUAUUAAUUACCGUUCCCAUAAUGGAAUUCUUAAACUUGCUGCUUCAGUGGUUAAACUUAUCCAGCAUCUUUUCCCUAAUUCAAUUGACCAAUUAUCAUCUGAACGUAGUGAGGUUGACGGUCCACUGCCUAUUAUCGUUAAUGAGUUUAAAGAGGAAUAUUUUAAUAUUUUAAAUAACAGGCCAAAUGAGCUUAAAUUUACGUAUGAUAUUUGCAGGGAAAUGAAAUUUAAAAAACGAAGUUCACUUAUCGAAUUUGGUGCUGAUCAAGUGAUUAUUGUGCGCAAUGAAGAAGUUAAAUCACGUGUAAUGAAAUUAGUCGAUAAAGGUGCAAUGGUGUUAACCGUGUUAGAUGCUAAGGGUAUGGAGUUUAAUGAUGUUCUUUUGUACAAUUUCUUUACCGAUUCACCUGCAUGCCGAAAGUGGCGGGUAAUUCUUUCUGCUGUAAAAAAAAAGUCCGAGCGUGUACCGGUCUUCUCUCACGAGAAGCAUUAUAUUCUUUCAUCAGAGCUUAAACAUCUAUAUGUUGCAGUAACUAGGGCUCGACGGAAUAUCUGGAUCUGCGACGAAAAUACUGAGUAUAGCUUACCAAUCCGAGUAUACUGGGAACGCUGUGAGGAAGAUCGAGAAGAAGAUCAGGAAGAAGAUCGGGUAGAUCAAGAGGAAGAAGUUCGAGAAGAAGAAGAUUGGGAAGAAUAUCGGGAAGAAGAUCGGAAAAAGGAUCAAAGGCUAUUCAGGGUAAAAACUAUUUCUAAUUUGGGACAGGCGAAAACCUUUUUUUCUAAUUUGGCUAAGAAAAGUAGUCCAGAUGAGUGGGAUCAAAAGGGAAGAGAUUAUUUUGAAAAACAGCAAUAUGAGCAGGCUAUUUUUGGUUUUACGAAGAGUGGAAAUGAAAAGGAUCGUAAACUAGCUUAUGCAUAUCGUCUUCGACAGAUCGCUAGGGAUUCUAGAGAUGAUGAUUUCAAUGAAGAUACUAUAAAAUCUAAUUUUACUAAUGCUGCUAGAGCUUUUCAGGAAUGUUCUCGACCAGACGAGGCAGCUAAAUGCUAUCAGAAAAUUGGCAUGUAUAAAGAAGCUGGUGAUAUUUAUGCCGAAGAUAAGAAUUUUGAAUCUGCUGCAUAUAGUUAUCUUAAGGCAUAUAUGUAUCUAGAAGCGGGUAAAUAUUUUGAAAAGGUAGAGAAGUAUGAUGAUGCUGCUUUUGCUUACAAGGAUGGUGAUCUUGAAAUUGCGGCUAAAUUUAUACUAAGUUACAAACAAGAAAUUAAAAACAGGACAUUUCGACAUGUUGCUCGUCACAUUAAAAACAGUUAUCAUUCUGUUGCCAUUUCAGAUGGUAAAUUUGAUAAGGCUGUUGAUAUGUAUAAAAUAUUGAUCGAUGAUAAUAAUGAUGAUGAUAUUGAUGAAACAUUAGAAUUAAUCUUGUAUAUAUGCAGAAUUGAUAUGUUGAAGGAAACAAUAAUAUAUAUUACAAGUCCUAGUACUCUUCAAAAAUAUCUUUCCAAGGCGAAAGAGUUUAUCAUGGAAUUUGAAUCACGAUUGAUAAGUAAAUCUGAGAAAUGGAAUAAUUUAAUAGAAGAGUUUAAUUUAUAUUCAGCUUACUUAGAUAAGGAUUUUAAUAAGGUUUACGAGUAUAUACAAUUUUUUAGGCAUCGUAAAGAGCUUGCUACCGAGUUUCAUGCGGUAAACAUAUGGCUGCAGAUUCUUCCACAAUCAUCUGGUAUUCAAUCUAAACAUCAUUAUGAACGACUGAAAAAUCUGCAAUGGAUGUGUGAAUUAGUCUUUUCUUUUAUAAAUAUUAUCAAUAAUAAAAAGAGAAAUCAAAUCAAAAAGAAUUUUGAAGACAUUUUCUGUAUAAGAGAAGUUAUUAACCUACAAAAACGGCAAAUUUCAUUUGGCAACCCACUUCUCAAUCUCGUAGACAAACCGUUUAAAAGCAUGAUAGAGAUCAGCGAAGAAAACAGGAAUGAUCAGCAUAUUUAUGAUGCGAUUGAUGUACACCGAAGUAUUUUAAAAUGUCUUGUCCCACGCAUUUUUAAGCAUAUCCAAAAUGCUGACCAGAAGGGUAGAAAUAUUCCAGAUAUAAGUUAUCAACUGUGUUAUAAGUUUACUUCCUGUGAAAAAUCAGGUUGCCGGCGACAUCAUGUGAAACCAACACCAUCAAUUCUGUAUCAACGUUUGAUGUUUUCCCGUCUCCAAUACACCGUAAUGAUAAUGUUCGAUGAUGUAUUGGAAAAGUAUCUUAAUUACAAACAAAUUAAAAAAAUUCGUAACUUACAAAAGUGGUGGACUGAAAGAUUGAUUAAAAUUCAUACUCGCUAUCAAUCUCCACAAGUAAGCUGUCCGGAAGCCACUUAUAUUAAAUUCCCUGAACGUGAGACGCUUAUUUAUCCUGCUCGCAAGACAUGGUUAUUCAAUUUUAAAGACAUCAAUAACUUUGAAGUUAUAUUGGAAUAUAUGUUUGUUUUUCAGUGGUUGCAAGAUAGACGGAGUAUUAAUAAGUUUAAUUGGAAAGUAUCAAAAACAAAAAUCCUUUCACAUUCUAACAAUUUGCCUAUUGGUUUUGAGUACUACAAAGGGCAUAACAAAGCAAUACCAGUUGGAAAUCGACUUUCAUCAUUCUUUUUUCAUCUUUAUCUCAAUAAUGUGAUUAGUGCAAUUUCAAAUAUAAAAAUAUUUAUCCAAUAUGCUAUUGAUAACGCACAACUGGUUAAUCUUGUUACAUCUGAUGCUUUUGGUAAUUUAAUUUCUCUUAUAGAAUUUACUAUAUCUUUAGUUUUUACAAUUAAACCUGGAUAUUGUGACUUUUGUAUUCCUCGGGCUUUUUUGAUUAAUUAUUUUGAAGAGUUCACUGCAGAGCCGCUUAUUCCAGAUGAUCAACAUAAUUAUGACAGGGAGAAAUAUCUAGAUAUGAUUAAUAAUUCUUUUGAUCAAGUCCAAAAACUUCUUAACCUUCUUAUUUGUGAAGAGCAGGUCUACUUGUCAAUUAUUCUUCGACUGAUACGUCUCUUGAUCCUCGUUAGUCUAAAUGAAACAAAGCUUGCAACAAAAGUCAUUAUUCUUUUCAAAAAUUUGAAUCGCAAAGUCUUUUCUGCGAAAAUUAAAAAAUAUCUGGAAAAGGAAUCUUUGGAACAACUUACAAAUGUUUUAUGUAACGAUCUUAAGGAAACAGGUUGUGAUUACCUUGUUAUUGUUUACCAUUAUGCGAAAUAUACAGAAGUUUUGUCAAAAUUUUCUAGAAUAGAAAAAAAUAGUUUUAAGAAGCUUAGAUAUAAAUCUACUAAAGAAUUCCAUUCUGCUCUCCAGCAGAUUAAAUCACCGGUAAAUAAUCAGGAAAAUGUUACAACUGUAAAUAAACUUCAAGUUUGGUAUUGCAAAAUUCGUCGAUCUCAAAAAGCAAUUAGAAAAAUUCAAGGCUGGUUUCGCAGGGUAAUAAAAAUCAGAAAAAUUCAGGCCUGGUUUCAUAAGUUAGAAGCUGUCAAAAAAAUUCAAAGCUGGAUUCGCCGAGUUUAUAAACGGGUGAAAUCACGUCAACCUGGUUAUGACCCAACUCCGAAUAAGAUUUACAAUGAUAUGGUGGUAUUCUGCAAAAGUAUUGCGAAAGAAGUAAACAAAAAAUCGGUGUGCGUAUAUAAUAUUUUAUUGAGAGGCCAGACAGUGGAUAUUGUUGUGAAGCUCCUUAGGCUAUACAAGCGGAUGAAAGCAUUUAUUAAUAAAUGUUCUCCAGAUUCAAACAAAAGUAAUCGCCGUUUAGAAUUGGAAGAUGAACUAAGGAAUAACCAUUAUAAAGAAGUUGAACAAGCGCUAAAAUCGUUGUCAAUAACUGAGAAUUCAGCGCAACAUAAAGAAGUAAAUAUUAAGUGGUUGAAAAAAGAAUUGCAACAAGCAGAGGAUAUUAUUGAUCAAUUUCAGAACUGGGUGGAUGAAUACGAGGAUGAAGUUAAUAGUAAUAAAAUUUUCCAGCAAAAAGAAUUUUGAAUGGGACAAAGUGCAACCAAACGUAAUAUUUAUCCUUAUGAUUCGUUCUAUUUAUUUGCGGUUAUUCCAUUUCCAGCUAUCAAAGUUAUGAGUAAUUUUAUGUGAUAAAAUUUAUAUUUGCAAAAAAAAAAAAUCCGAUUUACUAGUCUAAAAGUUAAAACCAAAUAACAGUAUUUUUCAACUGGAUGUGAUAGAUUGUAGUAUUUUAGGAUAUUAUUUAACCUUUAUAUAACAAUUGGAUCUCUAAUUUCCAAUCUAAAUAAUGUAAUUUUAUUUACUUUUAAAAAUUUAAGUCAAUUAACUGUUGAUCUAAUUGAUUUUUUCUAUGUAAUUUGUUAAGUUAUUAAGUAAAUAAAUGAGUCCAAGUUCUAAUCAAGAAUAAAAUUUGAUAGUACCUAUUGCAAUGUUGCAUGUAUU